CCCGCUCAAGAUGAUGAUUGGACAACUGGGAAGGGAGGUAAGAAAGGAAAAGGAGGUCGCGGUAAAACGAACAAAGGCGCUGCUAAAGAGGAAGCACUCUCUGCAUCGUCGGCAUCUGUCCAUCUUUCUGCUGAAGAACUGAAAAGUGAAUUGGAAAGGCAAAUGACAAUCCCCGAGGAGUUAUUGGAUGAGAUCAUCGAACAAAUUGCGCAGUAUGCGGAUGGAAUCUUGAAGGAACGUAUCGAAACUCUUGUACGUACCGUGCAAACCAUAUCAGCUCAAGAUCAGAAGAGAUCGUUUGUGCAGUUNAAGAUUCUUUAUUAUAAUGUUUGUGUUUUUGAACAAGCAACUAACAGUUUCGAUGAUGCAGUGGCAACAGAUCUACGUUCAUAUCUAAUGAGAACACUGUGCACGGAUAUUGCAAAUAUAGUGUUGUCAUUUAUGAGUGGCACGGAAAACACGAAUACACUCAGUGUUAAGAUCCGCGAUGAAACGAUCGCAAAUAUUGAAAACACGAGCAGUCGAGAAGCGGUGAUUGCCUUGUAUUCGGCGAUAUCAGACGCGGACUUGAACGCCUUUCAUGAUGCCAUCAUGCAGGUUUCAUCACCAGCUGUCUGCUCGUUGAACAUCAAAAUGCCCGAUAAAAAGCAUCGGUAUGUUUUCAACUUCGUUCACUCAUCCUUUAUGGUCAAAUUGAUUCGAGAAAUUUCCUACGCUGGUCUGAGGAGGAUUAUGAUGGACGAUAAGUAUCAUAAAAGUGCUUAUAAUAGCAAUAGUGUGGUAGUAAGACUAAUGAGUAUAACAUGGACAAUGAUAAUGACAGUUGAAAAAGUAGCCGAUUUGGGUGCAGAACAUAAUGAGCUGCUUCGAACGAUGCAGAAAUUGGUCAUUUCGUCGAUGAAAAACAAAUCAGAUAUGGACGUCAAGGCAAAGCUAAAUGAACGAUUGAAAGAGCUGAAGGUUUUCCUGCUGGGAUCCGCAGCAAUCGAACUUCAAUCAUCAAAGGAGGAUGAUAUGCAGACGUCGAAAGAUGAUGGCGAACUCAUCGAAUUAAAGUCAUAA
This is a messenger RNA of Anisakis simplex (herring worm), 1062 nucleotides long. NCBI's taxonomy places the organism in Eukaryota, Metazoa, Nematoda, Chromadorea, Rhabditida, Anisakidae. The record is from the annotation of a GenBank genome assembly.